Podospora anserina S mat+ is the source of this 1581-nucleotide messenger RNA. RefSeq lists its product as uncharacterized. Lineage: Eukaryota; Fungi; Ascomycota; Sordariomycetes; Sordariales; Podosporaceae. The transcript is spliced from 5 exons. Gene Ontology annotation, molecular function: monooxygenase activity; heme binding; oxidoreductase activity, acting on paired donors, with incorporation or reduction of molecular oxygen. Bases 1 to 1581 code for a protein of 526 amino acids. The record is from RefSeq and is a predicted model, not a curated record.
AUGUUGGGAUUCAUUGCAGAGCUACUGCUUCUCGCAGCCAUCGCUAUUUUCCUAGUCUAUUAUAUCUUCUUGCUACCACCAAGAUACCCCGAGAACAUCCCUACCAUCCCCUUUUGGGUAGCCCUCAUUCCCUUUUUCAAGGAUGUCGACCAGUCCGACAUUUUUCGUCAAUAUAUCGACAAGCCACUUCGCACUCACGGCGCUGUCAAGUUCUUCUUUGCGGCUCAAUGGAAUAUUUUGGUGCACAAGCCCUCUUACAUCGCCGAGAUCUUCAAGGACGAAGACCUGUACGAAAAGAGCGGGAAUCAAAAAAAGAUCCCUCAUAGUGUUUUGGCACAGUUUCUUGGCGACAACAUCAUCUCUAGCCAUGGUCAAGUCUGGAAGAAAUACCAGUCUGUCAUCCGGCCAGGGCUGCAACGAAACAAUUUCGAGGUGGACAAGAUCGCAUUGAAUGCCGACAAAUUGUGCAUGCUCGUGAAAGAUGCCCAGUCGCGCGGUGGAAGAGGCCGUGGCGUUGCUGUUCAGGAGUUGCUUCAGCGGUAUUCCGUGGCCAACUGCUCUGAGGUCAUUUUGCAGACCAACUUUGAUGCAAGUACAUUCUUACGUCCUUUCACAAAACGCUGGAAAAAAGACCACACGGCUCUCUCGGACAACGCACCCAUCAACAUUCUGCAAUCGGCAGUCAAGCGUGAGAUUUUCAAGCCCAUCUUUAUGAACUUUCCCAUUUUGGACCAGUUUCCAUUUCCAAGUCGGUUACGUGCCAGGAAAACUGUGGACAAGUUUCGAGGCGCCCUCAGGGAUGCUUUGAUCGAAAGCCACGAUCCCUCCUCCGCAAAAUCGUCAGCGCCCUGGCCCAAAGAUGGAUUGGGCCGCCGGCUGCUAGAUGCUCACCAGUCCGGUCAGUGGGAUGAAAAAAAGAUGCAUGACAACUUGACAGUUCUCUUUGUAGCUGGCCAGGAAAAUCCCCAACUGUGCCUGAUAUCCACUCUUUACUUGCUAGCCAAGCAUCCUGAAAUUCAAGCCAGACUUUAUGAAGAACUCGUGUCUACAGGACUUUCAAUCCCCGCGCUAGCUCAAAACAUUGAAAUGCUGACCAACCUCCCGCUCCUGACUGCUGUUAUUCUCGAGAGUCUGCGUCUCUUUCCUCCCAUCGGCCAGCUCAUCAAUCGGCGCACCUCCCAGGACACGCUCCUUGGCCACGCUUCCAUUGUAAUCCCCAGCGGCACAUACGUUGGAUACAACUGCUACUCGACAAACCGGGACCCGGAAGCUUGGGGACCGACAGCAGACCAGUUUGAUCCUUCUCGUUGGGGCGGUGAUGUAACAUCCAUCCAGAAGCAGCUCCGGUUACGCAAAUCUAAAGCAGAGUUUAUUUCUUUCCAUGGGGGCCGCAGAGCCUGUCUCGGGGAAAAGUUUGCUCUGUUGCAGAUGAGGGUCACACUGUGCAAGCUACUGGGGGCGUUCAUGUGGAUGCUGGAUCCGGAGUGGAUUGACAGAAAGACACCAGCCGGGCCAUUGUACCCCAGGGCUCUAAGGCUAGUCUUUGAUAGCAGGGAGUUGGGGUCCGAGAAGAAGGGCUGA